AAGGUAACCAAAUAUGUGAACAUAGUAUAUAAUAAAAUAAAAUCCAUCCUGAUGUGAUGGGGGCUCUGUUUUUCUCCUACAUGGUAAAUAGGAAUAGAAAAGUAGGAAUAGAAACAGAGUUUCAUUUUGAUUGACACUGUUCCAUGCAAUCACCAGAGCCUCUGCUAUGUAUUGUCGGCCAAACAUCAGCAGCAGCCAAAGUCAUCCUGAGAAUUUUGCAAGGAUGUAACAGCCUUCAAAGGCUUCACAAAAUCCAUGCCCAUGUCAUCACCACCGGCCUCCAACACCACCCUGCCAUUUCCUCCAAGCUCCUCCACUUCUGUGCCAUCUCUGUUUCUGGAUGUUUGUCCUAUGCUCAGCUUCUCUUCCAUCGUCUCCAGAACCCACUAACCCAGGACUGGAAUUCCAUCAUCAGAGGCUUUUCUGACAGCCCUUCUCCACUUUCGGCCAUAUUUUACUACAAUGCUAUGGUUUCGGCUGCUUCCGACUCCCGUCCUGAUACCUUCACUUUCUCAUUCGUGCUUAAGGCUUGCGAGAGAGUUAAGGCUCAGAGCAAAUGCAAAGAGGUUCAUGGUUUCGUAAUCCGAUGUGGGUACAAGAGGGAUGUUGUAGUUUGUACCAAUCUGAUCAGGUCGUACGCCGGAAACGGAUUGAUUUGGGAUGCACGGAAGGUCUUUGAUGGAAUGCUUGAAAGGGACUUGGUUUCUUGGAAUUCAAUGAUUUCGUGCUACUCUCAAGCGGGUUUCCACCAUGAGGCUUUGAAGAUAUAUAAUAUGAUGAAAAAUGAGAAUGUGGGUCUUGAUGGGUUCACGCUCGUUAGCUUGCUUUCCUCUUGUGCCCAUUUGGGUGCGCUGAAUAUAGGAGUUCAAAUGCAUAAAAUAGCUCGAGAAAAGGGGUUUGUGGAGAGUGUUUUUGUUGGAAACGCUCUUAUAGAUAUGUAUGCGAAAUGUGGCAACUUGGAUGCAGCUCUUAUUGUCUUUGAUAGAAUGCAGAAGCGGGAUGUUUUGACGUGGAACUCCAUGAUUGUUGGGUAUGGAGUACAUGGCCGUGGAGAUGAAGCAAUCUAUUUCUUUAGACAGAUGAUAAAUGCUGGGGUCCAGCCAAACUCUAUUACAUUUAUUGGUCUGUUAUGUGGAUGCAGUCACCAAGGCUUAGUUGAGGAGGGUGUCAAGUAUUUCUACAAUAUGAGCUCCAAGUUCAACAUCAAGCCCGGAAUUAAGCAUUAUGGUUGCCUGGUUGAUCUGUUCGGGCGGGCCGGGAAGCUUGAAAAUGCACUUGAAGUUAUAAGGACUUCUCCUACACAUGAAGAUCCCGUCCUUUGGCGAACACUACUAGGCUCUUGCAAGAUUCAUAAAAACGUGCAUAUAGGAGAAAUUGCUAUGAGGAAUCUGGUCCAGCUUGGUGCAUCAAAUGCAGGGGACUGCAUAUUGCUUGCUACCAUCUAUAUUGGAGUAAACAAUGCAGAUGGUGUUGCAAGGAUGAGAAAAAUGAUCAAAAGUCGGGGAAUAAAGACGACCCCUGGUUGGAGCUGGAUUGAAGUUGGUGAUCAAGUUCAUAAAUUUGUUGUGAAUGACAAGUCACAUCCUGAUACAGAUGAAGUUCAUCAUAAACUGAGAGAAAUAAUUCAUGGGGCUACUCUACUUGGUUAUGUGGAAGAAGAAUCACCACUCAUUACAGUGCCUGGAUUUAACAACGAAGAAGGUUGUUUGGGAACUAGUUCAUGUCACAGUGAGAAGCUGGCUAUUGCUUUUGGGAUUGCAAGAACUACAGAAGGAACAUGUUUAAGAAUAGUGAAAAACCUGAGAGUUUGUAGGGAUUGCCAUUCGUUCACUAAAUUUGUUUCAAAAGCAUUCAGCCGCGAAAUUAUUGUAAGAGACCGAGUUCGGUUCCAUCACUUCAAGGAAGGUUCAUGUUCCUGUAAAGACUAUUGGUGACUGAUAACAGUUGAAUGGCAAAUAUUCAGAAACAUCAGCUAUUGGUUUUUCAAUGAACACUUAAUUAUUGACAUGCUGAUGCCAUUGCUUCUUGACAUGUUGAAUGGUGGGCUCAAAAGGCCUGAAAGCUUAAAUUAGAUGCCAGUGCUGAAUUGGGCCUCAGCUUCUCCUGUUGUCCCAUUAUGUAUUCACUUAAGCCCAAAUGAGAGGCCUCCUAAAUGUCAACACUUAAUUAUUGACAUGCUGAUGCCAUUGCUUCUUGACAUGUUGAAUGGUGGGCUCAAAAGGCCUGAAAGCUUAAAUUAGAUGCCAGUGCUGAAUUGGGCCUCAGCUUCUCCUGUUGUCCCAUUAUGUAUUCACUUAAGCCCAAAUGAGAGGCCUCCUAAAUGUCAACAAGGUUACUACUUAGAAGUUGGUUCUUUUUUACAGACCAAUUUUUAUUUAUUUAUUUUUGUUAUUAUUUUUUUACAUAGGCAAAUAUUUGUUUGGUUUAAUACCCAAUAAUUUCAAAUUGUUGGGACUCAUAUUACCGAAUAAAUUAAGAAUGAUUGAUUA
Ziziphus jujuba (common jujube) is the source of this 2489-nucleotide messenger RNA. Its product is annotated as pentatricopeptide repeat-containing protein At3g56550. Lineage: Eukaryota; Viridiplantae; Streptophyta; Magnoliopsida; Rosales; Rhamnaceae. Gene Ontology annotation, molecular function: protein binding; zinc ion binding; RNA binding. The record is from RefSeq and is a predicted model, not a curated record. Gene Ontology annotation, biological process: RNA modification. Bases 144 to 1934 code for a protein of 596 amino acids. The transcript has a single exon.